AUGCGGAAGGUUCAGACAGAUGAGGUGCCAUACACCUUGCACGACCUGGGUGGGAAGUCCGUGUACCUGAUCAUGCCAGAUCGCUUCUCUCGACUUGGGGGCGUCAGCCAAGGUGAUCCCAGCCCAUGUACUGGGAACGACUGGUGCAACGGCACAAUCAAGGGCAUCACAAGCCAGCUUGAGUACAUCCGGGACAUGGGUUUCGAUUGUAUCUGGGUCACUCCAAUGGUCUUGAACAUGUAUGGCCCAGAUGGGCCAAGCGGCUACGGCUACCAUGGCUAUUGGGCUCAAGACUACUACCAGAUAGACCCCAACUUCGGCACCCAGCAGGAUCUAAAGGAGCUCAUCCAAGAGACGCACAACAUGGGGAUGUGCUUUAUCCUCGACAUCGUCUUAAAUCACUGCCGUCCCAUCCACAGCGAGGCGGACUUAAGUGAAGUCUACCCCUUCAACAAGACCGAGUAUUUCCAUCAGCUGAACAUCAGCAACAUGACUUUUGACCAGUACACGGAGAAGAUGGGGGGUUGGCCACCUCCAACGCAGGCCCUGGGCCCCGGGGCGCAAUGUGAGCUGCAGUUCUUCCCCAAUGGCACACCUGACGGCACCAACAAUGGCACCUAUUGCAACAACUACCCUGGCGAAAUCUUCAACAACCAGACCUACUAUGGAGAUCAAGCUCAUGGCCCGCCAGACUUAAAGUUCUGUGGGGCUGGGAACUACAACUGCAAAGGCUACAAUGAGACGGUGAACAUCCUCGGCUGGUUCUACGACCUGGCGGACUUGAACCAGUCUGUACCUUUUGUGCGGCAGGGGCUGAAGGAUUGGGUGAUGUACAUGGUCACAGAGUACGCCGUGGAUGGCAUUCGUUUGGACACAACGCCGUACAUGAGGCACGAGUUUCUGAAGGAGGUCCAGGACAUGCUGCUGGCACUGGACAACCCGAUCCACAUCCUGGGGGAGGUGACCUCUACGAACAUGAGCUUCCACGGGUCCUACCAGGUCCGGAACGGCCAGGGCGUCCUGAGCGGCCUCGAGAACUUCCCCUUGACCUACAUGGCCAUGCCCGGCUACUGCGGCUGGCCUGGCGGCCCCAAGUCUCCUGUGGCACAGUUCGACCUGCAGUAUCUGGGCGACACCAUGUGGAAGCAGCAGACGACUGGCUACUACAACGAUCUGGAUCUGCUCAUGAACAUGAUGGACAAUCAAGAUGAGACACCCAUCUGGGGACAAUACCAUGUGCCUCCGGCAGGUGGUCCGUUCGGAGGGUCAGGCACAGGGGGAUGCCUCGACAAUGCGACUCUGGCGAGGAACGCCUGGGCCUGGCUACUGUUUGCCAAGGGCAUGCCGGUAGUCACAUGGGGUGACGAGCAAGGCAACUCGGUGUACCGGAGAAGCCUGUGGCAGUUCAACUGGACCAAGUCCGCCUGGCAGUAUAAGCUGCUGAACAAGAUGAACGCCAUCCGAAGGGAGCGCAACGUGGCGAAAGCCACCCAGGAAAUCUUGCACUACAGCAAGUACGUGCUGGUCUUCGCGCGGGGCUGCGGCGAAAACAGGGUGGUUGUGCUGACCAACAACGUGUUGCAGGGAACGGGAGAGCGGAUGGAGUAUUGGGUCAGGUUGCCACGCCCUCCGAAAGGCAUGAUGUGGAGGGACGCCUUGCAUGACCAGUACUUCGUCCGGCGCAAAAAGAAGGUGGUCACGUGGACCACGAUGCCUUUGGUGCUCGUCCUCGAGCCUCUGGGCAAGAAGCGACCGUACGGAAGGGCCUUUGCCGGCUCUGGCUGGCGGCCUCCUCAGCUAGGCCUCGAGGUCAAGGAAAGCGGGACGCUGCUGGACCCGACCGUGGUCGUGAAGGCUGUCAAAGGGGAAGGAGCCCUGAAGGCCGGUGUGCAGGCCGGUGAUGAGAUCUUGGCUAUCGGGGAGACCAGAGUUGUCGACCUGCUCAGCAUGCGCGAAGCUCUCAGCGCCCUGGGAGACACUCGCCAGGGCGACCCGCCCCUGCGAUUGAGGCUGAGGCGAGCUGGAAAGUUGAUCGAGGUGUUCCUGGAGAGCCGGCGUGCUGCGCGGCCGGAGGACUUCGUGGUGGCAUCUCAGUGA
Messenger RNA from Symbiodinium natans, 2097 nucleotides. The record is from the annotation of a GenBank genome assembly. NCBI's taxonomy places the organism in Eukaryota, Dinophyceae, Suessiales, Symbiodiniaceae.